Messenger RNA from Tupaia belangeri chinensis (Chinese tree shrew), 957 nucleotides. RefSeq names its product olfactory receptor 52Z1. Gene Ontology annotation, molecular function: olfactory receptor activity; G protein-coupled receptor activity. Gene Ontology annotation, cellular component: plasma membrane. The transcript has a single exon. Gene Ontology annotation, biological process: G protein-coupled receptor signaling pathway. Lineage: Eukaryota; Metazoa; Chordata; Mammalia; Scandentia; Tupaiidae. The record is from RefSeq and is a predicted model, not a curated record. Bases 1 to 957 code for a protein of 318 amino acids.
AUGACAACCUCUUCAAAUCACACCAACCUCAGAGACAUCUGGUACACCAUGGUAGGGAUCCCAGGAAUGGAAGAUGCACACGUGUGGAUCUCCAUCCCCAUCUGCUGCAUGUACAUAGUGGCUGUUGCAGGCAACACCUUCUUAUUAUUCCUGGUCCUCACUGAGAGCAGUCUCCAUGAGCCCAUGUACCUUUUCCUCUCCAUGUUGGCCCUGGCAGAUGUCCUUUUCUCCACAGUUGCAACACCAAAGAUGCUAGCGAUCUUCUGGUUCCAAGCUGGGGGUAUUUCUUUUGGUAGCUGUGUGACUCAGAUGUUUUUCCUCCACUUCAUCUUUGUGACAGAGUCUGCCAUAUUGGUGGCCAUGGCCUUUGAUCGUUAUGUGGCCAUCUGUUAUCCACUAAGAUACAUUACCAUUUUAACGCCUUCGGUUAUUGGGAAAAUAGGCAUUGCUUCUAUAACUAGGGGUUUCAUCAUGUGCUUUCCCUUGAUUUUUUUGGUUUACCGCCUUAAUUAUUGUGGGAGGAACAUUAUUCAUCACUCGUAUUGUGAACAUAUGGGCAUUGCCAGGCUGGCAUGUGAUAAUAUCAAGAUUAACAUCUAUUAUGGAAUAAUUGUGGUCCUACUUUACACAUGCCUAGAUGUACUGCUUAUCACAAUCUCCUAUACAUUUAUACUUUGUGCUGUGUUUAAAAUUCCUUCCCGAGAUGCUCGAAUGAAGGCUCUGGGUACUUGUGGUUCCCAUGUCUGUGUCAUACUUCUUUUCUAUACACCGGCUUUCUUUUCCGCCCUUGCUCACCGAUUUGGGGGUCACAAUAUACCCGUAUAUAUACAUAUCCUCCUUGCUAAUCUUUACGUGGUGGUACCUCCUUCUCUUAACCCCAUAAUUUAUGGGAUUAAAACCAAGCAAAUUCAGGAGAAGAUUAUCCAAGUCUUUUUUCCAAACAAGACAAUUUGUUGA